AAAGUGAAAAAAUGAGGAGAAAAUAACUGUAGUCAUAUGGCUCUUUACAACCGAAAUCAAAAAACCUAGUCCCAAAUAGAGAGGAAAGAUGCAGAGAUGGUGCUCCAAGCUCCGAUCCCUCGCCGCUCUCCGUUCAACUCCAAAUACGCAUCACCACCCUUUUCCUCCCUGUCGUCUUCUACACACUGCUACCAAUCCCGUUAUUAACAGACCCUUUACACAUUCAAUACUCUCUCAAGGCUUUAAACCCAUUUGCCAUGGUGGCCCUGUUUCGUUCCCCACUCACUCGUCUCUCCUCCCUCUUCCUUUCAUGCAAGUGCGAUACAUCACUGCAAAACAGAGGAAAAGGAAGUUGAAAAGCAAGAAGCCGAUGACUCCAAUCACAUCAAAAGUCAAGAAAAUCAAAAUGAAAUUUUAUUCGUCUUAUAAGGACAGAUUUCGUGUUAUGAAAGAUGGGCAGAUUAGGCGCUGGAAAGAGGGGAAGAGACACAAUGCACAUUUAAAGUCUAAGAAAUCCAAACGUCGACUCAGGCAACCUGCUACGGUCCCUUUGGCUUAUGCAAAAGUGAUGAAGAAGCUCAAUUUCUGUGGUUGAAGCAUUUGUAGUUUGAUGCUCUUACUGCCACUCUCACUUGAGUGGCAUAUCUUCUGAUCUUGUUGGUUGUCCUCUCGAAUCAGCUCAGUGUAGAAGAUCUUUUUCAAGGCAAACAUGUAACAGGUUUUGUUUCAGGUCUUUUGUGACAAAGCUGUUAGUCUAUUUCUCUGGCAUGGGUAUGGAUUUUGAUAGUUCUUGUAAGAACAAUAAAAAUACAAAGAGAUGAUCUAAAGGAGAAAAUUGCGUGGACCAAAAGAGUUGUAUCAGGUAUCCAAGUGGAGAAGCCAUCAAUAUCUUUCUUAUGGGUUAACUUUAUCUAGUCAUAUGAUGUUAAAUCUGAACUGAUCAUUUUACUUCUUUUUAGACUAUUAGCCAAAGCUUAGUGAUUUGUCAGAAAAUGUGAUGAAUAAACUAGUUUGAUUA
Messenger RNA from Solanum dulcamara, 1018 nucleotides. RefSeq lists its product as uncharacterized. Gene Ontology annotation, cellular component: ribosome. The transcript is spliced from 4 exons. Gene Ontology annotation, molecular function: structural constituent of ribosome. The record is from RefSeq and is a predicted model, not a curated record. The coding region runs from base 89 to 595 and encodes 168 amino acids. Lineage: Eukaryota; Viridiplantae; Streptophyta; Magnoliopsida; Solanales; Solanaceae. Gene Ontology annotation, biological process: translation.